AUGCCUGCACCCUUUGUAAACGGCUCGUUGGCACCUGGCGAGGCAGUUGACGGUGCGACUGGUCGUGCUUGUCGUGGCUCGAGUGCCUCGGAUUUCGCAUUCAGGGGAGCCACUGAGACGGCAAAUGUGUCGGUCUGUGUUGACAUGUCUUCCAUGCGGGAAACAGGUCCUGGAGAUAACUCCGCAGCUCACUACACCGUGGUACAAGGACUCAGCCAACUUGCCGACUGUCAGGCCGAAUGCCUCCGGCAGCCUCUCUGCCAAGGUGUUGAAUUCAGCACGAACCGCUGCGAGAUUUGGAUUCGACCGGAAGGCAUUCAAGCCUCCGCAGCAGUGUCGGGCUACAGCUGCUAUCGCUUCCUGGAUGGGAGCAUGUCGACAACCACGCCAUAUCCUCCGGGUGCCUUUGAAGCAGUCGAUGGUGGCAAGGAUCGCGCGUGCCGCGGAGCCAGCGCCGGCGACAACUUGCCAAGCUACUACAGCGUCGCGCCCGGCAUCGGCAGCAUCACAUCCUGCAAGGCAGAGUGCAUGAAUGAGCCUGCCUGUACGGGGAUCGAGUACAGCAACGGCCGCUGCGAAGUCUGGACGCGAAGCGAUGGCAUCCAAGCAUCCAUCGCACUCAGCGGCUUUCACUGCUGGCGGCGGUCGGAGGACACGGGCAUACGCUCCUGCACGGCUGCUACCACUGAGCUAGGUGCUACGGAUGCGAUCUGCGCUGAAACCUGCAGCUACCUGGACGUCGGCCAGUGGCCUUGCGGUGGAAAUGGCCCCUGCGUCUGCAGCGGUGGAACCACGACUGCAACCACGGUGGCUCCCACGACGACCAUGCGCAGCACCACUGUGGCGGCCACCACCACCACGACCACUGCCGCCACCAGCACCACCACCACCACCACCACGCGGGCCACGACCACCACAGCCAGGACCAACCCGCCCACAACUACCACCAUGGCGGCUACCACGACCCUGUCAACCCCGUCCUCCACGCUGGAACGGUCCAUCCAGGCGUUGGAGGGCUCCAACUCCGAUGGGGUCUUCAUGUAUGACACCGGCAGUGGGUGGCUGCCAUCCGAUAUCUACACGUGGCCGGACAUGAUCCAGGCAGUGCGCUUGAUGGCUACAAGCGGUGUUGGGAGCCUGAAGCUGUGGUUGGGCGACACCAACCACGUGUAUGGCUUGGUGAAUGUGGCUGCCUUUCUGGCGCAGUGCAUGCAGGAGACUAUUCAGUACAAUGCCUGCGAUGAGAACAACUGGAGCGACAAGGCAGUGGUUCAAGAGGCGGGCGGCUCGACUUACACGUCGGCCUCGGCAUGUGGACAGCUACACCAGUCGUACCAGGAUUACAGCUGCUCGGCCGAGGAAGAUGCUCUGGCUGGGGGAAAGAUGGCCUGUGACGUCGACCCCAACAUGGAAAUGCGCGCCUUCACGCAGGCCGGAUGGUACGGUGCUCCCGCCAAGCUCUUCUGCGCCCCGAAGUCCAAGGUGCCAAAGGCUCCCAGGUGGGACUACAGCGCCCCGUGGUGUGCGCCGGAAGACGGCUGGGGCCAUGUCCCUCCCUUUGCGGACGACGUCCCCCUGGACGAAUACUUUGAGUACGUGAACGGAGGUGGCAGCUGCAAGGAUUACCAGGGCAUCAAGACAGGAGGAUGGAAGUUCACCGGCGAGGGCUGCGAGACUUGGUCGAUGGCGCCUGCCCCAACUCCGAUGCGCCUUUGUUUGGCCAACCGGAGGGGCGCGAGGACGUUGAGGGCUGCUGCUGGUGGGGCCGAGGCUGCUUGCGGCCAUGAGCUGAACUUCUUCAUGGGCAAGAGGGCGGCGGAUGAGGGAAGGUCCUCGAUUUAUCCGCAGAUCGAUUUUUGCAAGAAUCCGAGCCUCGGUGGCUGCGUUAGCCACAUGAGCCGGCUCCGGAUUAACGUUGGGCGAGCUGACAAGGCAAACGUGUCCUCCCACCACAAGCCCAAAUACCAGCUGAACGCCGUGCAGCCGUACACCUCGGGCGGCUGGGACUACAUCGCCGAGCUCAAAAAGUGGGUGGACAAUGGCAUGCAGCAGGGUGACCGGUCCUUCAUCAACGGGGCGUCCGGCAUCGUCAACCGCGGCUGCCACAAUCCACCCAACUGCGGCACGGGGGAGUUGCAUGCAGCCACAGAGACUUGGGUGUAG
Messenger RNA from Symbiodinium natans, 2163 nucleotides. The record is from the annotation of a GenBank genome assembly. Lineage: Eukaryota; Dinophyceae; Suessiales; Symbiodiniaceae.